Messenger RNA from Pogona vitticeps (central bearded dragon), 6577 nucleotides. RefSeq names its product homeodomain interacting protein kinase 3 (gene HIPK3). Gene Ontology annotation, cellular component: nucleus; cytoplasm; PML body. The record is from RefSeq and is a predicted model, not a curated record. Gene Ontology annotation, molecular function: protein serine/threonine kinase activity; protein tyrosine kinase activity; ATP binding. Gene Ontology annotation, biological process: peptidyl-threonine phosphorylation; peptidyl-serine phosphorylation. Lineage: Eukaryota; Metazoa; Chordata; Lepidosauria; Squamata; Agamidae.
AGGGCCCCGAAGGCUGGGAACGGAGCGGAACACAAGACAUGUCGGAGCGGGGCUGAGGUUUCUUCACAGCCUCGGGAGUGAGGUGGGCGGUGGCGGCAGCGGCAGCAGCAACCGUGGCGCUGCCCUUAGGCCCCGCCAACCGGGAAGCGGAACGGCCGCCGAAGUGGGCGGCGGCGGCGGCGGAAGAAGCGGCGACUGUGGCGGCGGAGGCGGCAAGAGGAGCGGGGGGCAGGCUGGGUCCCUCCCCGGGAAGAUGAGGCGGAGGCCCGGGGAGCUGAACGGGCUGAGCUGGGGCGCUUUCCCCUCAGCCGCCAGGACAAGAUGGCAGCGGCUGAAGAGGCGGCAGCAGCAGCAACAACAGAAGAAGAAGCCACAACAGCAGCAGCAGCCGCCGGCAGAGGCUGAGCCCGGCCUGGAAGGCGCCUCCCUGGAGUAGCUCUCGGGACAUGCCGAGGGCUGCGGCGAAGGCAGCGGGAACUGUAGAGCUGCCCGCUCUGUGAAGGUAUGGCCUCACAAGUCUUGGUUUAUCCACCAUAUGUUUAUCAAACUCAGUCAAGUGCCUUUUGUAGUGUGAAGAAACUCAAAGUGGAGCCAAGUAGUUGUGUGUACCAUGAAAGAACCUACCCACAGAUAUACGUGAAUGGUAAAAAUUUUGGAAUCGCCCAGCCUCCUAGCAGGGUUGGUACUUUCUUUCAGGCUACGAACUUAUUUAACAAACCUCAAAGAGACACUUUUUUGUUCCAGACCAGCGCUGUUGCUUUAAAAAAUAUUGCAGGUGCUACAAAGAUAUUAGCAGUGCAGGCACAGCAACCUCAAGUGGAAGCACCUUGGCCCGGGACACAGGAGAGUGGGUUGAACGUCUUGGACCGCCCCCAGCGAUGUGGACUGAAGCGUAAGAGUGAAGAGUUGGAGAAUCAGACUAGAGCAAUGCAGAUAGUUGAUGAACUGCCUAUAUUGCCUGCAAUGUUGCAAACCAACCUGGGAAAUCCAAUGACGGUUGUGACAACGGCUGCAUCUUCGAAACCAAAUGGUACCAGUGGUGAUGGAGAUUAUCAGUUAGUGCAUCAUGAGGUCUUAUGCUCUGUGAAAAAUACGUACGAGGUUCUUGACUUCCUUGGACGAGGGACUUUUGGACAAGUAGUGAAGUGCUGGAAAAGAGAGACAAAUGAAAUUGUGGCAAUUAAAAUUUUAAAGAAUCAUCCAUCUUACGCACGCCAAGGACAAAUAGAAGUGAGCAUACUGGCAAGACUAAGUACAGAGAAUGCUGAUGAGUUUAAUUUUGUGAGAGCUUAUGAGUGUUUUCAGCAUCGUAACCAUACCUGCUUAGUUUUUGAGAUGUUGGAACAGAAUUUAUAUGACUUUCUGAAACAAAACAAAUUUAGUCCUCUUCAGCUAAAAGUAAUACGGCCUAUACUGCAACAGGUGGCCACUGCACUGAAAAAACUAAAAAGUCUUGGAUUAAUACAUGCUGACCUCAAACCAGAAAACAUUAUGUUAGUGGAUCCUGUCAGACAGCCUUACAGAGUUAAGGUAAUCGACUUUGGAUCUGCUAGCCAUGUAUCAAAGACUGUCUGUUCAACAUACUUGCAGUCUCGAUACUACAGAGCACCAGAAAUCAUAUUGGGUUUGCCGUUUUGUGAAGCCAUAGACAUGUGGUCACUAGGCUGUGUGAUUGCUGAACUAUUCCUUGGGUGGCCAUUAUAUCCAGGAGCCCUCGAAUAUGACCAGAUUCGUUAUAUUUCGCAAACACAAGGCUUGCCUUCAGAGCAGUUGUUGAACAUUGGCACAAAGACAACUCGAUUUUUCUAUAAAGAAACAGAUUCCCCAUAUUCUGGUUGGCGAUUAAAGACACUGGAAGAACAUGAAGGAGAAACGGGGAUGAAGUCUAAAGAGGCCCGAAAGUACAUUUUUAACAGUUUGGAUGAUAUAGUGCAUGUGAACAUGAUGAUGGAUUUGGAAGGAAGUGACCUGUUGGCAGAGAAAGCAGACAGAAGAGAGUUUGUCAGCCUUUUGAAGAAAAUGCUGCUGAUAGAUGCUGACUUGAGAAUCACUCCAGUUGACACACUGAACCAUCCUUUUGUUACCAUGAAGCACCUCCUUGAUUUUCCUCAUAGCAACCAAGUGAAAUCCUGUUUUCAUAUCAUGGAUGUUUGCAAGUACAGAUCAAAUUCCUGUGAUACAAAUAAUCACAAUAAAAUAACGCAUUUGAGGCCAGUUGUCUCAGGCAGUGCACCAGGUCUGACGGGUAACUUUGCCAAGAUUGGUGCAAUACGAAGUCAGGCAUUAGCUGCAUCUGCUCAUUCGGUUAUGCACCAUGGAAUACCACUACAAGCAGGAACUGCUCAGUUUGGUUGCAGUGAUGGUUUUCAUCAAACAUUGAUUAUAUGUCCCCCUGCUAUCCAAGGCAUACCAGCUAAUCAUGGGAAGCCGAAUGGAUAUUCAGUAAGAGUAGAUAACGCAGUGCCAUUGGUAACACAAGCCCCAACCCUGCAGCCGUUGCAGAUAAGAGGAGUCCUUUCUCAGGCCUGGUCUAACAGAGCUCAGCAAAUAUUGCUUCCUACGUGGCAACAAGUGACCCCUGUGGCUCCUGCUCCUACCCUGGCAUCUGAUUCUGUGGCUGGCCCACAGAGACUUGGAGACUGGGGGAAGCUGAUCCCCCAUGGCAACCAUUACAAUUCAGUGAUGGCACAGUCCCUCUUAACGAAUCAAAUAACUUUAUCUGCCCCUCAGCCAAUUAGUGUGGGCAUUGCACAUGUGGUUUGGCCUCAGCCCACACCUACCAAAAGGAACAAAGUGUGCCAGAACAGGAGCAAUGUGCUGCCAAGUACCAAUAUCCCAAACUCAACAUUUAUGUCUCCAAAGAUAAUUAAUGUGAAGGCUUGUGAAAAAGAAAGUUGUUUUGAAACCCAGGACAAUCAUAAUUCUGAGGGGCAGGAAAAGAUCUCUUGCAAACCAUCUGUCAGGCAGGACCCUGAUUCAUCUGUUUCCAACAAACAACGGCAGGCUAUAAUCAUUGCGGAUUCACCAAGUCCAGCGGUCAGUGUGAUCACCAUUAGCAGUGACACAGAUGAAGAUGAUGUGGCACAAAGGCAUCUGGCUGCAGAAUGUAAAGGUAGCUUAGAUUGUGAAGCUUGCCAGAGUACGCUAAACAUUGACCGUGUGUGUUCACUAAGCAGUCCUGACAGCACCCUGAGUACUAGCUCCUCUGGGCAGUCUAGUCCUUCUCCUUGUAAAAGACCUAACAGUAUGUCAGACGAUGAACAAGAAAGUGGCUGUGAUACUGUGGAUGGCUCACCUAGUUCGGACUCUUCAGGCCAUGAUAGCCCAUUCUUAGAAAACAGUUUUGUGGAAAAUACCAGUGAAAAUCCAGAAACUGGAGCCUCAGCUAUCUUGGAAGCCAAACCAGCUGUCUGCACUGUGGUUGUGCCACAAAUGAGGAUAGAGAACAGGUUAAAUGUAGAUGAGCAAAUGACAAAUGCAGUUACCACCUGCCAACCACUGACAAAACGCCGAUCUGCUCGUGCAAAAACGAACCAUCUUUCUGGUUUGGGUAAUCGCCAGCGAAAAUUGAUAUCAGCAUUCCAUCAGCAGCACUCAAACCUCAGUCAGGUUCAGCACUUUGGAGCUGGGUCUCAGGAGUGGAAUGGAAACUGUGGUCAUUGGAGGCAGCAAGCAUACAUCCCAACUAAUGUUGCCAGUCAUGCAUUCUCCCUUCAACACGGAAGUCCCACUCAUAGCUCGGUCCAUGCACAUUUGGCUGGAAGUGCACAUCUUGGAGGACAGCCUGCUAUUCUACCUUAUCCAUCAUCUGCACCCCUGAGUACUGCUGCUCCUGUUGCCCACAUCUUAGCCUCACCAUGUACCUCAAGACCGAUUUUACAGCAUCCCACUUACAGUAUCUCUCAUCACAGUGGCAUUGUUCACCAGGUCCCAGUGGGCAUAAAUCCCCGAUUGCUGCCUUCCCCAACCAUUCAUCAGACUCAGUACAAACCAGUUUUCCCUCCACAUUCUUACAUUGCAUCACCUGCUUACACAGGAUUUCCAUUGAGUCCAACAAAACUCAGCCAAUAUCCAUUUAUGUGAGACUUGAGUUACAGUAUCCUGAUGAAACUCGGUGAUACAUACAUCUGAUUUGAGAGGAGAACAUGGUAUUUAAUAAAUAUUAGCCAUGGCACAACAAGAAAAUUAUUUUUUUUAAUCAUGUUAGACUUGGGUGCAAUUUAAACAACCUUGAGCUUUAACUCACUUUUAAUGUGUUUUUUGCACAUUUGGUAUAAAUUUGUCUUUAGUCAUGUUAUCUUAUAGAGUAACUCCAGACAGGUGACUUAUGGGAGUAGAAAUCCAGUUUUGCUCCUACUAUUUUUUAUAAAAUUGCCUUCUAACUAGUGCGAGACACGUCUACAUUUGGGAAGCCAUUGAGUAUACAGAUUUAGAGCAACGGAUGCACAUGUGUCAUCAGUAUCAUAUAUGAGUAAUUUGUUUGUAUUGCGUGUCUUGCUGUUCAGUGUCGAGUCACUUAACUAAAAAGAUUGAGCUGUUCUUCACAUUGCAUGUGUCUUUUGCAUGGGCAAAACGAAAGUUGCCUAGAAACUUGCUCUUAAAUGUUGGUGUCCUAAUAAUCUCAGCUGCAUUGUAAACAGUUCCUACACAUAGUGCCUUAAAUAUUUGAGGUUGUUAAUGUUACUAUAUUAUAAAUGUUGAGGACUGCAGCACUUAACAUUCAGAUUUGCUGAUUAUUUGAUAGAGUUAUGCGAGCUCACUCUCCUUUUUUUCUUUUUUCUAGUUGUGUGGCAUAAUUUUAAUAUUGGGUGUGAUUUCUUUAUCUAGAGGGCAGCAUGUUUUUGCUAUAGCUGAAUUCUGCUGUCUGAUCUUUCCCCCUGGAAUAAUCAGCUUCAAGAAAAGCAUUUUGUAGUGCUUAGGAAAAGUUGAUUCAGUAGCUGUUGAAUAACAAACGGAUGUUUUAUACUUUUCAGUGGAACUGCAAUACACACUUAAUUAGUUUAUUUUCAAAGUGUUUAUGUCCAACUGGAUUUAAUAACCUGUUUAGAGGUGCAGUAGGCAUGACUUGGCUAGAUUAUGAAAGAAAAAAGCAAAAUGCUCAUUGCUUUAUGCUGUGGUUUCAUCUUAGCUUCAGCACACCAUGCAGUAUUUAAUAAAUAGUAGCGGAAUAUUUACUAUUGAAGCUUGAAAAGAUGUGAGUACUUUGUGUGCAAUUUUUCAUUUAUGCAUGGGAGAGAUUUUAGCCUUUUUACAUUAUAUAGUAUUUGUUCUAGCCUUUUGGGAAUUCUUAUUUAAUACAUUCCGUCAGGGACAACAAAUUACAUGCAUUUUUUCCCUUAGGAAGUCCAUCUUUUCUGUGUUUUUGUUUGUGUUCAAAUGAAAUUGCUUUUGCAGCACCAAAGACGUAAUCAUCCAUUUCCUAUCAAAGGUAGCUACUUAUUCAUAGACCUCAAGCAUAUUGUAGUGUUAGGGUGGAUUUAAAGGAAGGUAUUAAGUGAGGCUGUGAUCUAGCUUAUGAGGCAAGUAAUAAAUUGUAUCAUUUAUCUUGAAUGUAUCAUAGAUAAGCUGCUAUAUAAUGAUUGCCACUUCAGAUAGCUGUGAAAUUAGGUGAUUUAACUAGUUCUUAGCCUUCUAAUUUCUGUAUGAGUCUAAUUACAUGAAAUGGAUGUAGGGAGUUGAUUUUGUUAUGUUUGCUUUUCAUGUUUGGAGUGUUGUAACUACUAUAUUGUAAAUGAUGGAAUACAAUUGCAUAUGUUAUUUUGGGGUGUGUUAUUUGCAUCAGUAUUUUAUCUCCAUUAACUAUCAUUGCAUAUAAAGUUGAUGUAUCAAUGUAAUUUAAUUUUUAUGUGUUCAUAUUGACAUUGUGCAGACCCUUAAAACUACUUAACUUUUUUUAAAAAAAUGUUUCUGGAAUACAAUUCUUGCAGUAUAGACUGGAAUAGGAGUGCAAAGGGUUUCUGGCUAGCAUGGUCCUAUGUAUGCUUACUUAAAAGUAAACUCCACUGAGCUUAGUGGGACUUCCUUCUAGGAAAUUGCAUAGGAUUGUAGCCUCAGCCAGCUAACAGCUGAUAGUUUUCUUUGCUCCAUUAACACAAGCAGUGUUUUAUUUAAUGAAUGUCUAAGUGAAAUAAAUGUGCCUGUAUUUGAUUUAUUUUAAAGGACUUAAAUACAGCAGUAUUAGUUCAUAAUAACCAAAAUGAGCAGUACAUUUUAAAGGCUGAAUAUGGGAAUUAAGCCCUUUCCUGGACUCUUGGGUCACAAUUGGAGCCACAGCCCUUCAUGGCUAUUGGGGUACUUGGGGACGUAACUUUCUUCCUUCUGUAAGAAAACCCUGUCUUGUACAGGAAAUCACUUUUGAUUGUUUCAAAAGCUUAAAAAUCAGUUUUUGAUAUGAUGCUUGAGGGAUUCCUUUCACAUCAGAAUAAAAGACAAUACCAUUGGAGGCACACAAACCCUUGGGUCUACCAAAAGAAAAGCGGUUAGCCUUGCAACCUCAGUAGUUUUUCAUAAAAUCUUUUGUAUAAAUGUGUAUUUAUAUAUCUCUGAACAGCCUGGUAAAAACUGAAUUCCCCCCCCC